Messenger RNA from Panicum virgatum (switchgrass), 2180 nucleotides. RefSeq lists its product as uncharacterized. NCBI's taxonomy places the organism in Eukaryota, Viridiplantae, Streptophyta, Magnoliopsida, Poales, Poaceae. The record is from RefSeq and is a predicted model, not a curated record. Bases 327 to 1838 code for a protein of 503 amino acids. The transcript is spliced from 3 exons.
UCACGGACGGUCGCCCCGCCGCCAACGCCGUGCCCUCACGGCCUCACCUGGCUCCCUCCGCGCUCGCGUCUGCCCCGCCAACGCCUACGCCAACGCCUUGUGGCUCGCCGCCCUCGCCUGGGUCCCUCCGCGCUCCCGUUUGCCCCGCCGCCGCCUUGCAGCUCGCUGCCGGUCUCCUCGGGGAGAGACCAACCGCUGCUUGGGCUCCGCUCCUCGCGAACUCCUCCUCCUCCACAUCAUCGUCUUCGCGUGCCCCGAAAGGAUAGCUGUCCACCACGUCCAUGCUACAAAAUCAAAGAGAAGGGAUUACAGAUGCUUGAAUCCUAAUGGAGGAGAUUGUCAGUUCUGCAGUUGUCCAGGAGACAGUUAGCCAAGUUCUAUCUGCUCUGGUUCAGAAAUAUGAGGAGAAAGAGGAAUCAGAUGCCAUCAGAAACUUGGAGAGGCUAGAGAUGGCGCACAUCAGGCUAGAGGCUGCUCUUGAGACAUCUGAUAAGUGGAAGAUCACUGACACAUCCAUGUUGCGUUGGCGUAGGAAGCUGAAGCGUGCUGCUCAAGAAUGUGAUGACAUGCUGCACAAAUGCAAGCAGAGGAUACUAGAAGACGAGCAGAUGGAACAAAGGGUAAGGAAUUCCUCCUUGCCGAACCGGAUUGCGCAUGCUACCAAGUCAUUUGUCUCCUCCAUCAUUAACUGUGACACCAAGAGGUUGAGGACAUCCACUGUUCAAAGAUUUGAAUGGUUUGCAGAUGGCGCUACUGAGUUUCUGAGAUUCGUGGAGCUUGGUGGCACACCACGCAGGCACAUAUCAUUCUACUCCCUUGUCAAUAACCUUUUUGCAGGCAAGGAACUACAUCACAAAAUCAUUGGAGCAAACCAGCACCCUUCGUUUGAACUAUGGUUGGAGCCCUUUGGUACUGCAGAACACGGAACAGAGGCUAGCCUGCACCUUAUCCAGACAGAUGAUUCUCCAGCACUGAGCAAUAUCUACUUUAGUAUAGUACUACAGAUUUCGGAGAGUACAGACAUAGUUGGGACCGCAAUUAAGUGCCUGCAGUUGUUUGCUCCUCAUUUCAAGUGUAUAGUUGAAAAUAUUAUGAAAGAACUUACUCAACUACCAACUCAAUGCUUGUCGUGGGUGCCAUCUGUUCAUUCCAACCAGCAAGAUCGGGUUCGUUUUAAAAACCAUGCAUCUCAAUGGAUUCGCCCACACUCAUUAUGUUGCAAGAAGCAUAAUCAGCAUGAGCUUCAACGUACUAUCAGCCCAGACAUGGAAGGUUCGUCAGAUGCUUUCUUGAAACCAGUAAUUGAAGUGAAUUUGCAGUGUCAGGUCUCUUUGUCACCAUACAACAAACAGAAGACCUUGCCAUUUGAAGACAUACUUUCUCUGCAGGAUUCUAGUUAUCUGAAAGCUGGAAUUUACUUUGCACCCCAUCGCUCUUUAGGACCCACGCUGCCUGCAAAUAGAAGCUCCGAGAUAGUGGCAAUGGUCGGCGACGAUCAACAUUGCUUGCAUGUAGAUGUUACCUUGGAACAACUGGAAGAGAUCAUGCUUCCAAAGGCAAUAGAUUACUUUCACCAGAAUACUGAAUCAACAAUUUACAAAAUGAUUUGGAAGUCUAAACAUAGCUCUGCACUUAUUCAGGUUGAGAAUGCUAGCAUGAUCACACAAAAAACAUUUGGGGGAGAUAGGAAGAGAAAGCUGUUGCAAGGACAGGAUGAGGAAUCUAUAAGUCGAAAAUCUAUGAUCUCUCACUUGUUUGACUUAUGGCGUGCACAUGUGCCCGUUCAGCUAAUAAGCGAGUUCAAGAACUGGUUGAAGAAAGAAAAGGAAAGUUUGUAGUAUCGCAGCUGUACCUGAAAUUCUAAAUCAUGUAACAUAGAUCAAUUAGGGGGAAAAGGAAGGGACGGAAGAAAAUAUUGGAGUUACUAUUCAUAGUCGACAAUCCACCAACGCAUCAUAGUAUAGGUAUUAUCAGAGAACAAGUACGGGUCGAAGCGGUUUGAAAUACAGGGGCAAUCGGAGCAAAGCUACAGUAUCAUUGUUGUAGUGUUACGUGUCAAAUGCUUGUAUCAUGUUUGCUUUUAUUAAGAAGUAUGUAGUACAUUAGGAAUGCUAGUGUAACACUCACUCCUUUGAGAAUUUCAAAUAUAACUGGUUGGUGGACUGUUUGUAGACUCUGAA